AUGAGGAAUAUGCUAACUCAAACUUCAGCAAAACACCAAAGGCUGCAACAACAAAAUGAUACCUGGUCCCCACCCCCUCCCCACACCUACAAGAUCAACUGGGAUGCUACCAUCGAUAAAAUGAAAUGCAAAGUGGGGAUCAGGAUCAUAGUGAGAGAUCAUUCAGGACUAGUGGUGGCAUCCUCAAGACUAAACAUAUCACUUUAUCCUGAACCGUUCCUAGCAGAAGCAAUAGGUGCUUUGGAAGCCUCUCGGCUUGGCAACCACCUGGGCCUCACCAAGAUCAUCUUGGAAGGGGAUUCCUUUCAAGUAAUUCAAGCUAUCAAUGGAAAGGGCAAAAAUUGGUCUUCAACUGGGAUGAUUAUUGAUGAUAUAAAGGGCCAGCUUAGCACUCUUGAAAGUUGGUCAGCAAUCCAUAUAUGUAGAGAGGGAAACAAGGCAACCCACGUGCUUGCCAAGAAUGCAUUUGUAAACUCUACUUCUUCUUUAGAUGUAGACAGCAUUCCCUCUUGUAUCACUAACUUCAUUUGA
Messenger RNA from Juglans regia (Persian walnut), 531 nucleotides. RefSeq lists its product as uncharacterized. The coding region runs from base 1 to 531 and encodes 176 amino acids. The transcript has a single exon. The record is from RefSeq and is a predicted model, not a curated record. NCBI's taxonomy places the organism in Eukaryota, Viridiplantae, Streptophyta, Magnoliopsida, Fagales, Juglandaceae. Gene Ontology annotation, molecular function: nucleic acid binding; RNA-DNA hybrid ribonuclease activity.